Messenger RNA from Platichthys flesus (European flounder), 2732 nucleotides. It is a transcript of the gene clcnk, whose product is annotated as chloride channel K. Gene Ontology annotation, cellular component: membrane. Gene Ontology annotation, molecular function: voltage-gated chloride channel activity. The transcript has 19 exons. The coding region runs from base 30 to 2102 and encodes 690 amino acids. Gene Ontology annotation, biological process: chloride transport; transmembrane transport. Lineage: Eukaryota; Metazoa; Chordata; Actinopteri; Pleuronectiformes; Pleuronectidae. The record is from RefSeq and is a predicted model, not a curated record.
UCACAAUAACACAACCACUUCAAGGCAGAAUGGAAAGUCUGGAUGAGGCUCCUGGGGGCGUAGGAGAUGGCGAGAGCAACAACCAAGAGCGAGAAGAUCAAUACGAGACAUCCCAUUAUACGAGUCCGCUCUUCUCUGAUCCAUGGAAACCAUACCAACGGCCCCGUGCCAUUAUCAAAGAAUGGCUGCUGAGUCUGAGGUGUUGUUUGGGAUCGAUGUUUGGGAUUGAGUGGUAUGGCUACGCUGCUCUCGGAGUCAUGAUGGCCUUCCUCAGCUUUCUCAUGGACCUGAGUGUAACAAAACUGCUGAGAGCUCACCAAUGGCUUUAUGUGAAACUAGAGGGCAACAGUCUGCUGCAGUUCUUCUGUUGGACUCUUUACCCAGCAUGCCUCUGUGCUGUCGCGUCAUCAUUCUCCCACAACAUCUGUCCCUUCUCCACAGGCUCGGGGAUACCUGAGGUACGAACCAUGCUGGCUGGCAUUGAAAUGCCUCAUUACUUGUCUCUCACUAAUAUGUUUGCCAAGUUCCUGGGCCUAAACUGUGUACUGGCAGCAGGCAGCACUGUUUUCCUGGGCAAAGUGGGUCCACUUGUGCAUCUUUCCACCAUGAUGGGAGCCUACCUUAGCAAACUCUGCACUCUCAUACAAGACAACAAGAAGGACAAAGGAGCUGGAGAAAUGUUGGUUGUAGCUGCUGCGGUCGGCGUAGCCAGCUGCUUUGGAGCUCCCAUCAGUGGUGUGUUGUUCAGCGUGGAGGUCAUGUGUUCUCACUUUGCCCUGAGGCAUUACGUCCCGUGUUUCUUCUCAGCUGCGUGUGGGGCGUUGACCUCCCGCCUCUUCACGGUGUGGAGUGGAGAUGGAGAGACUCUUCAGGCGCUGUUCAAAACUAAUUUCCCCACUGCUUUACCGUUCUACCCGCUGGAGAUUCUGCUGUUUGCUUUGUUAGGGCUGCUGUGUGGAGCUGUGAGCUGCUGCUACCUCUUCUGCCAUCGGUGGAUGCUGCAAUUUACCAAAACAAACACGGCAUUCGUCAAGAUGCUGACGACAGAGAAGGGUCUAUACUCAGGCGUGGUGGUCUUCCUCCUGGCAUCGGUGACGUUUCCGUACUCUGCCGGACAAUUCAUGGCAUCUAAGUAUACCAUGAAUCAGCUCCUCACCUCCUUACUGGACAGCAGGCAGUGGAGCUCUCAGCACCAGAAUGCCUCUGUGCUGCUGCAGCCUGAGCCUUUGUCGGAGUGGAGCUCAUCAGGGAGUCCUGUCUGCCUGUCUUUGGCUUUCUUUCUGCUCAUGAAGAUGUGGAUGUUGGUCCUCGCCUGCACUCUGCCUGUUCCAGCUGGAUACUUCAUGCCAGUCUUUGUCUAUGGGGCAGCUUUGGGCCGUUUGCAUGGAGAAGGAGUAGCAUAUAUGUUUUCCUUUGGAGGGACUUCAGACCAACAGCAGGUUUCCAUUAAUCCUGGGGGCUACGCACUGGCUGGUGCAGCAGCUCUUUCUGGGGCUGUGACACACACCUUGUCCCCAGCUCUCCUGGCGAUCGAGCUUACCGGCCAGUGUAGCCAUGCCGUGCCCGUUCUCCUCGCCACUCUCCUGGCCAAUGCCCUGGCUCGCUCGGGACACCGCCCAUCCUUCUACGACGCCCUCUCUAUCAGCAAGAGGCUUCCACACCUGCCCUCUCUGAAGAAAGCAUGCCCUCUGCUUCCGUCCACCACUCUUGGACAUUUUCUGGGAGUGAAAUCGGUGCAGCUUCAGAGAGCAGCUGGUUCAGCCGAGAUUCAACAUGCUGUCAAAACCAGCAGUGAAACUCAAAUCCCUGUGGUUGAGUCUCACGAGUCACAGAUUUUAUUGGGCUUCGUGCUUCGAUCAGAGCUGCUGAUUUUCCUGCGUCGCCCCAAGACUGAGACUCUGGAGAAACAUCUGGAUGAGGUCUGUUGUAUUCAUCCAACCUCUGUCCUGUUAUCACCUCACAACACUGUUCAGGAGGCCCACAGAAUACUGAGUGUCGUUGGAGACCAGACCUUGUUUGUCGCAGAGAGAGGACGUUUGGUUGGGUUACUAACAUGGACACAGAUGAAGAAGAUAUUGGAGGACUUGGCCAAAGAAAUCUAAGCUUUCACACAUAGGAACUGAGUGAAUCCUUGAUCUUUUGAAGCCUCCAUGAAUCGAUCCAAGACCGUCUCUUAUAAUGACAUGAUGUCAUCAGUCUCCUGGCAUUACAACAUAUCCACAUAAAAUGUAAUACCUGAGCUUAUUGUCUUGGCUUUUAUUGAAAGUUGAAACAUGGUGUCCAUUGACGAGAUAGUAAACGUGCCUCAUCAGUGAACUGCACUUUGUGACACAACUGUAUCAAAAGUGUUUCUAUCCAGAAUAGGAUCCAGGGGAGAUGAAAACAAAAAGCCAAUAACUAAUCAAUUAACACAUCAAAACCCUGCUGAUUGGUUUUGAGUGGACAUCUCGCCCCAACACUUCCAUUCAUUAUGAUCGAAUAAAGAUAUUGAUCAUGCAACAUUUUAGACUUUACACAUGUAAUACUAUUAUAUUGAUGGGAUUUCUAACUACUGUUAUUCUCUGUCUUGUUUGUGACAUAAUCAUGCUAAUGUUUUGCUACAACUGUUCUCAUAUUUGGGGACGGUUUCUGAGACGCCUCACACAAGCGUAUUAAGGGAGAGCACUUUAAAACUGAUUAAAGGGAGAGUUCACAUUUUUCAAACUUAAUAAAACAAAAGAACAAAUACAUAA